This is a messenger RNA of Dicentrarchus labrax (European seabass), 6129 nucleotides long. RefSeq names its product SH2B adaptor protein 3 (gene sh2b3). Gene Ontology annotation, biological process: intracellular signal transduction. Gene Ontology annotation, cellular component: plasma membrane. Gene Ontology annotation, molecular function: transmembrane receptor protein tyrosine kinase adaptor activity. The coding region runs from base 313 to 2532 and encodes 739 amino acids. The record is from RefSeq and is a predicted model, not a curated record. NCBI's taxonomy places the organism in Eukaryota, Metazoa, Chordata, Actinopteri, Moronidae. The transcript is spliced from 8 exons.
ACUUUUUUCCGCAUCAAGUUCGUGGCUGAAAGUUUCUUUCCUCAUUUUUUUUUUUUUUUGUUGCAAAGGAACCGUCGCCUGCACGCACAAUGAGAGAGAAAGCCACGCGCCUUAUAGCACGCAGCUUCUCCUCUCACGUCCAGUUUCUUUUAGCUCCUCGCCGACGUCGUUUUUGAGUUAACGUUACUUUAGAUGUUUCUCAGCACAUUUCCGUUAUGCGAAGUCCAACUUGUUGGUUUGUCGUCGUGCUGCGGUGGGUGCCCAUCCGAGAUAACGGAGAACCAGUGAUUCUCAGCCGGUCUGGUUACUGCAAUGAAUGGUAACACUAUACAUCCAACCAACACCACCACAACUGCAGGAGGAGGCCCAGGCGUGGAAGCGCCCCCGAGAGGCUGGAGGGAAUUCUGCGAGCUGCAUGCCAUCGCCACAGCCCGGCAGCUGGCCGGACACUACCAGAGCUUCGCCAGAGAGCGGCCACAACAUGACGUGCUCCCACCAGAGACCUUUUCCAAGCAGUUCACUGACCUCUUCCAGCAGCACUUCUGCUGUGAGGUCGACAAAGAUGGCACGCCCCUCGGCCAGAACACGUGCUCUACCGGUAUCGGUAGUGCUUCCUCCACCACUCCAGUUGCCCCUCUCCUUCCAUCACAGGCUGUGAUUGGUCGAAUGCGUUCGAUCACAUCUUUGUCUGGGGUACAGGACUAUCGGGAAGCGGGCCGGCCAAGUGGAGGAGCUGCUCGUUUUAAUGUGGUGUCACCAAAAGUUGAGCCUGUUGUGGUGAGUCGGGAACAGGAGCAGCCACUGCGAUGUGCGGCGGGAAACUCCUUAUCAGGAAACCCGUUGGUGCACAGAGGGUCGACUCGUAGUAUCGGCAGCGGGUCACAGCUGAUUCGUAGCAGUAGCAAUGAGGAGGUCUCUGGCACUGAUCGUCGUCAGGUAUCUGAACGGUACUCUUCGGACUCCCCAAAUUCCAACCCUGGCCACGCUGAAGUCACACAUUUUUCUCUCAGUCAAAUCCAGCAGACCAUAAGCCGGCUUCUCAAGAAGCGGCCCCUCAGCCCUCCCACAUCCCAGGACCUGUCUCCUAGCAACCCCAACCCCACCAACAGCAACAGUCCCCAAAAUAAUAGUGACAGAAUGGGUGGGAUUUCCUCCACCAAUGAGGAAGUGUCUUCCUCCUCCUCAUCCUCCCACUCUUCCUCUUGUCUGAACUCUGAAGCCACGCCCCCAGCCUCUUCUUUUGCUGGGGUAGCCUCUCACUUUCUGGAUCAUUUCCGUUUGCUACGCAGCAGAAGCAUGAGGCAGAGAAGGUCAGAGGUGAGCGGCUGCUGUAAAGAGGGCCAACUGAGGUACUUGCAGGUGGAUGACACUAUCUCAGACUCUCAGCCCCGCUGGCAACGCUGCCGCCUGCUGGUCAGGAGGAUCAGGGACGCUCAAGGUGGAGGAGGAGGAAGAGGAGGAGGAGGAGGAAGAGGAGGGGAGAGGUACCAGUUGGAGCUCUAUGAUCCUCCAAAGGCCUCCAGUCCCAAGCUGACGACUCACUGCUCAGAUAUCCAAGAAGUCCGUCGUUGCAACCGACUGGAGAUGCCUGACAACUUAAACACAUUUGUUUUAAAGGUUAAUCGAGGUAGUCUGAUAUUUGAGACGGACAACGACCAGCAGGUCAGCUCCUGGACCACAGAGCUAAAAGAAUGUAUCAACAACAGGUCUGGCAGUGUGGAUCUGGAGCCGCUCCCACCCCCAACUGACAGCUCGGCCCCAACCAAUCACAGAGGGAGCUCAGAGUUAGGAAGUCAAAGCCCCGUCACCUUUGCCCUGCCGGAGCAGGUAGUCCAGAAGGCUGAUCAAUUCCUGAUCUCCUACCCCUGGUUCCACGGCCCCAUCUCCCGCGUCAAGGCAGCAUACCUGGUUCAGAGCUCAGGACCGGAGGGACACGGAGUGUUUCUGGUCCGACAGAGCGAGACCCGCAGAGGAGACUACGUCCUCACUUUCAACUACCAGGGAAAAGCAAAGCACCUGCGCCUCUCUCUAACAGAAUGGGGUCAGUGCAGGGUACAGCACCUGCGCUUCCCCUCUGUUAUGGACAUGCUCAGUCACUUCCGCCUCUUCCCCAUCCCACUGGAGUGCGGAGCCGCCGGUGCCGUCACACUGUCCAGCUUCGUAGUGGCGAGCUCCAGCCCUCCAUCACAGGGCGCUCUUCUUGUCCCUUUCUCCCGCCAUCGGUGGAGCUCCGAGCCCAGCUUGGCUCACUACAGCUUGGCUCGCAGCUCCAGUCAUCCCCCUUCCUCCUGCUCCACCACCAGCACCAGCGCCAGUCCCAGCUCUGUUUCCCAGCCGGGGAACCCCCCAUUCACUCGCACCAACCCUGUCCCAGACCCUCCUUCGUCAACCCCCACUCCUCUGGGUCGGAGUGAAUCGGUAGGGAGGAGACCCCUGCACCGCCCCCACAUCCCUCAGCGGGACUCAGACUACGAGCUGGAGCCUGAGCGAGGUCGCAAGCGGGCGAUAGACAACCAGUACAUGUUGCUCUGACCCGUUUAGUCAGACAACUCCAUCACUUCUGACAGAUAGUAGUCACACAUGAUCGUGCACACAUCAUAAGACACAUUUUGUUACCGCUAGCCCCCCCACCCAGCUUCAUGUGGGUGUGUGAGACUCUCAGAGCGCAUGAUGCUAUUAGGAUUAUAGCAGACUCAUGAACUUGAGCGAACAAUUGACGUGCAGCAGUGUGUAUAUCUAAACAUACACACACACACUCACUAUGUCUGCGCUGGGAGUGUGUUUACCAGCAUCAGACCCUCACAACCUCCACCCUGAGUGUCCACAGUGAAUGUAUUUUUGGGAGUUUUAUAACAGUGUUGACCGUGAUGAUUAUUCUCGUUUUAUUGAUGUUGAGGUUCUGUGUGAGAGAGGGAGAGCCAGAUGUAUAGCUGUCCUCGAGCCCAAGCAAAAAAUAUCUUUCAAUGUUUCUAUUAUUGUGAAUUCAUUGAGGUGCGCUUGAUUUAACUUCUUUGGCACCUAACCUGAUCCGAUGGGAAGGCACUGCCUGUGAAAUAGUUUAAUUCAAGUGCUCCUUAAAAAUAUUUAAAAGACAUUUAAUCUUCACACACAAGACUUUGUGUGGAGCACACUCCCACCUUUUUAUACACAAACGAAAAAGCACUCUAUUUCAGAGUGUCUGUACACUCUAUUAGAUAUUCCUUGUGCAUUAUUAUAUAUUUGAGUGCACAAUGCUUUCAGUGCACUUUGGAAACAAUGUGUAUUUUUUAUAUACACAGAUUCUUUUGUAGAAAAAUUACAAAAAUUUAAUUAAAAAGGGGAAAAAGUGGUUAAAGUCAGUUGGGAAGCUGUAACCGGUCUGCUUCCACCCUCCUUCAAAACCUUUGCUGAAGCAAAUACAGAGAGCCAAAGAAAUUAUUCCAGAUCAGCUUUCUUCAUCAGCACUGUUUUUACCAACAGUAGUGGGAACUUGUCGCUGUUUGUGGUGUGUGUGUGUGUGUGUGUGUGUGUGUGUGUGUGUGUGUGUGUGUGUGUGUGUGUGUGUGUGUGUGUGUGUGUGUGUGUGUGUGUGUGUGUUUUUGUCACGGUGUAUGUGAGAUGAUUGAAAGUUUAGUCCAUCAGCAUGAAUGUGCCGAUUUGAGCACAGAAGUCAUUUCUACUAUAAAAACCAAGAAAGUGCAAAAUACAAUAAUAUAAUUUAUAUAUAUUUGUCGUCCUGCAACCCUCAGCAAUGCGUGCAACAAACAAUACAAAGUCACGUUUCCCGGAUACAUGUUUCAAGUCACAAAAAGUAUUUUGUGCCACUAAAUUAAUUUCUAAAAAAGUGCACUUCUGCCCUGUUUUAUAUAUAUAUUUAUUUAUUUACAGGUGUGACAUUAAUUAUACUAUAAUAAUGCCACUCCAUUUUUUAUUGGUGUAUUGGCAUAAAAAAAAUAUUCUGUCACCAAAAUGAGACUUGGUGAAUUUUGUACACAUAAAGUAGAAAUAGGUGCCCGUAGAAAACAUACAAAAGACUUGACUCCAAAGAGUGUAAGAGGAGAAAACAAUGCACGUUCAGACCAAAACAAAGUAGUCAUUGAAUCCAAGCAGUCACAUAUUUGACAACAGUGAGGGUCAGAGAGCUGGAAACUUCAAUCCAACUUUAAAACAUUUGACACCUUUUUUCAAGUUAGUUUUGUCGUGGUUUGAUAAUCUAACAAUAAACCCGUGAAGGGCUUUUAAAGGUAGACGGUGAUAUGAUGUAACUCCUGAAAGACUGAAGUGCCUCUGUAGAUAUUAACAUUUAUUUUUUUACAGUUUUAUCAUCACUCUGGGAACAGCAUCAUUUCUUCGACGUUUCACACUCAUAGCAUUAAAUAUGUUUCGUAGUAUUUUCUGUUCACCACAGCAGCCAAUUGAAGAACCGAGGAGGGACUGUGAAAAUAAUGUAUUUUUACACUAUACAUCAUUUUUAAUAGAACUUCCGCGUUUUAAAUGAGAGUCUCUGUGAGAAAGGUUUGGCGUCUCAGCUUCAUUGUCAAGAGCUGACGUACUACAUCUUUAUUUAGGAAUACAUCCAAAAAAGUAAGCCUUGACCAAAGCAAGCAUUUUUAUCCAAUAACCAGUUUAUUUUAUCUCAUCCACCACCAGUACGUUUCCUCAAAAGCAUCUUAAAGAGCUCAUUUCUAACCCACAACGAUCCAAACUUCAUGGUGUUUCUGUCUUCAGAUCAGCCGGUGGCCAAACCAGAUUCAUUUUCAGUCACGUUCUGAAUCGUGAAACUCGUCUCUCCUUACAGAAUAGCUCCUAAAUAGAUAGUUCACCUAAAAGCAGUAGUUUUGACACACCAAAGCUGAAAUGUCCAGUUUUCUGUAAUUUUGUUUCAAUAACUGAAGCUUCACUUCCAUUAGCUGCGGGAUGCCUUUGGGAAAUUAUGUGCUAGGACUUUGUCUGUUUUGUCUUCUAACCUUGCUUUAACACUAACUUUAGCAGUUGAUUAAGAUUUUCCUUCAGUAAAAGUCUGCUUAACGUAUGGUUUAGACCCAAUUCUGUCUGUCUGUCUGUCUGUCUGUCUGUCUGCCCUCUUUAUCGUUGUAGUUUCCUGUUGAUUUUUAAGAGAAACGCAUAAACGCAGCUUCAUUUCCUCAUAAACAUGACCAGAGUAAGUCCGCUGUGAUUACUCCUCUCGUUACGCAAUAAGUCAGCUUUGUUUACCAAAGGAGCAUUUUUUACAAUGGUUGUGUAGUUAAUGUAUCAUCAUGAUCAAGACUGACAUCUUUCAAGUAUUUAAAAGGGGAACAAAAACAAGGAUGUUUUUGGCAAAAGUACGGUUGGUCUUCCUGCCCUUUUAUGUGCCCGAGUCUAAACAAAUCACUCGCCACCUCUGUGUUUCAUUCCUGCUAAAGAAAAGCAACGGUAACAAUAACUAUUUUGACUAUCAGUCCCCUCUCUUUGCUGACUUAUUGUUUAUUUUUUUGUGUUAGGGAGAAUGACUGUGCCUUUGCCAGAAAGCUGCUGUUGCUUUUCCCCUUUUUUUUCUCGAAAGCUCAGGGUGUGAUGUGGUGCAGAACUUGUGUAGUGCAAUAUCUGAGAGAUGCUCAGUGCUUCACACCUUUUUUUUUUAUGUAUGUAGGGGGCGAUCAGAGGCUUCUGGAUGGAUAGAUUAAGUGAGUGAGAAUUCAGUGUUUGCACCUGCUCAUAGACUGAAGGAAAAAAGUAUUUAACAAAUGCAAAAUUUCCCAGAAUAAAUGCUAUAUUUAAAACCAGGGCUACCACUUUUUCCUGUCGCUUCAUGGCUUCUUAUUUUUGUUUCAUGGUUCACUCGAAUUUGUCCGCAAGAAUCGAGAGCUUUAGAACAUCCCCAUGUACCUCAGGUGUCUUCAAUCCUCAACAUCCACUCCAGCAACACCUUUAGUCUGUGUUUAUUUUAAAAUGUCCAGUUGCUGAAUGUAUUAUGUUCUCAAUACUGUUCAUUCUGUUUGUUAACUUAGCACUGUAAACAUUCCAGUUCAACCAAACAUCCCCUCAAAAGCUUUUAAGAAUCUGUCAUUGUGUUUGCAUCCCUUUGAGUAAUAAGCAUCUAAAUUAUAUUAAAUAUAUAUCAACUGUAUAUUUGACUUUUUGUAAAAUAAACCUAACCAAAAAAAAGAA